AUGAGACUGUCGCUUCUGCUCCUUGCACCGCUUGCGCUCGCGCAGCAGGCACAGGUCUACCUGUACCCGCCGCCCUCCGACUCUUCCUCGUCCCCGUCGCUCACCGCCGAUCAGGCCGAGGUCGUCAUCGCGCACCACCUCGGAGAUGGAAUCGAGAGCCGCCCGACUCCUCAGGAUGAGGGUUUGUGGGGACACCUGCUGAACGUCUGGCAGCAUGAGAAGAGGCCGCGUGUGGUCAUCGUUGAAGUGGUCCUUCCCGACGAUGCCAAGCCUGCCUUCACCAUGGAGACGUCCACGGCCUCCUCUGUUCUUGCUCCCUACGUUGAUGCCGCCCGCGAGGCCCUCGCCAAGGUCGGCGAUAUCCCCGAGGUCAGCAAGGUCCUGACGAGCCUUGACUUUGCCGUUUCUCGCGCCGGAUCCAUUCUGUCUCACGAGCUUGCCUCGCUCGUCGCCCUUGCCGACUCGAUGUGGGCCGCGACUGAGCGCAACUGGGACGCCGUUCGCGUUCACCUCGACGUUGAGAAGGGUUCCGAGCUGUGGGAGACCGCUACCUCUGGCGUGCGCGCUGGCGUCAAGGCGAUGACGAUGGAUGACGCUUCGCCGCUUGUUCUCGUUGUUAUGCCGAAGGAAUCCUCGCAGGACAUCGAGACCUCGCCGUGGAAGCGCGACACGCUCGCGGAGCUGCUCAAGAAGAAGGAAAAGGUCGUGCCGAAGGACUACUCGGUCCACUUCUCGCUCUUCUUUGGCACUAUCAUUCUCCUUGCCGUCGCGGCCAUUGGAGGCAUUCAGCUCCUCGCGUCUGUUGGUGAGACUGAGCUCCCCUCCACCCUCACGCUCGCCGUCAGCCGCAAGCACGACUAA
Molecule: messenger RNA, 861 nt
Organism: Trichosporon asahii var. asahii CBS 2479
Lineage: Eukaryota; Fungi; Basidiomycota; Tremellomycetes; Trichosporonales; Trichosporonaceae
Exons: 4
Coding region: 1-861 (286 amino acids)
Cellular component (GO): endoplasmic reticulum
Source: RefSeq, a predicted model, not a curated record